AUGACGGUUUUAGUCCGUCGUCCAUCCUUACACUCUCUCAAUAUACUCACCUUAUCCCUAUCUACAAUGCCUUCCGAACGUCUAUCCAAAGCCGGUCUGGAAAAGCUGCAGGCCGCUUCUAAUACUCCAAAUAAGACUGCCCAUGAUCUGGAGCAGGUUAAGGGAAAGGUAUACGCCAUUGCUUGGAGUCUUAGCAGGGUCGGAAAAGUAGGCCAUCAGAUCCUCCUUGACGAGCGACUUUCUAUCGCUGGCCCCAACGACGUUCGUUCACUUUCCGAUCAAAUAACGAGAUCCGAUUCGGACGACCUUAUAUUCUGGAAGGCGAAACUCAGAUGUUUAGAGAAGCACCAGGGCACGAUUCAGAUCGAACGAGUGAAGGGAUGGGUCUACACGGCAAUGGUUGGUCUUGGGCGGAUGGGAAAGGAUGGUCGCAGUGUCCUCCGAACAUCAGGACUGUGCCUUCAAGAUGGCGUUGUACGCUGUCACACACGAUCCGGAGAACCUGAGUUCGGUGACCGCUUUGCCUUUUGGGAGGAAAGGCUCCGAUACCUUAAGAACGAACAUACAUCGCUCCAACGGCCGACCGCAAACCAAGCGAUGUACGAGUUCCUGUCCUCAGACUCUGAAGUCGAGGAAGAUAACGCUGAACUCGCGCUGGUCGAACAACACGUGUAUGGCUGGAAUGACAGGAUGGAGGGCAUCGCUGCUUGGGCUGAGACUGGGGCAGAAGCUUUGCGGCCGUCUCGUGACGAUCCUAACUUACGUGCUACCUCGGUAGAGUUUGAAGAAACUGCGACCAUGAAAUUUGGGCAAUGUACGAAUAGGAAACGCCCAGCAAGCAACAUGAACGACGACUUCGAUCUAGGGACUAAACCCAAACGACAAAAACGAAGUAAGCCUAGCUCUGCGUCGUUCUCAGAUGUGCAGCCAACACCACAAAUAUUUGAAUUCCCGAGCACAGAUGGACCAGAGUGGGCACAAAAGGGGCAACGAGACGAACCUGAGAUUACAGCACUCCCGCAUGGACAGUCAACAACGAAAUGUGCAAGAUCUUCGACAAUAAGUGGGAUGGUACGGGCAAGUCAGCGGAAGCGAGUAGUUGCUACCGAUCGUGUCACUGCGAAAGCACAGCGUAACGAGUUGUCAAGCCCGGGCAAGCCGGCGCGAGCUAGGAAGCGGCAACGGCAGACUCCACUAGCAGAAAUUGGGCCACGUAAAACUAAUCCCGGACGUAGGGCCAAACAAGUCAUCAGCCCUGCUCCCAGGAGGAGUGCGCGAUUGGCAGCUUUGAGAUUGAGAAACACCGUUUAAUCGCGCAAACGAGAAACAGUGCCUAUAUGUGUCUGUGUAUUAUGUUUCUCAGUAUGGCUCCUCUAUAAUAAUCUCUUCACU
Molecule: messenger RNA, 1392 nt
Organism: Colletotrichum destructivum
Lineage: Eukaryota; Fungi; Ascomycota; Sordariomycetes; Glomerellales; Glomerellaceae
Exons: 2
Coding region: 1-1311 (436 amino acids)
Source: RefSeq, a predicted model, not a curated record